AUGACACUGAAGAAAAGGAAUGAAAGUGAGACAACACCGGGAUCAGAAGCAACACGUAUGCAAAGAAGCCACUUACCUUUGAUAAGACACUGGCCCAAAGAGGGAUGCGGAAUGGCACAGAGAUCUAACUAUAGCCAGAAUUCUGGCCUCAAGGAAUAUACAAGGAAAUGGUGGAAGAAGAACCACAUCAUGCAAUUUCCAGACGAAUAUGGGGAAAACUACGUCUCUAUCCAAUAUACUGCCAACAUCUGUAUCUAUGACAUAUGCUUCGUCAAAUCUAAACGACCCUGUGAAAUAGAAUCAGCUACUCAAUUAAUAAAGUGUUCUCAUGUCGAAUCUUCCACAAAUAUUUAUUCACGAAUACAAAUGGUAUUAAAGCAACCUGGAGUCGUUACUCCUAAGAAAUUAAAGAACAGUAAACUGACUGCCGCAUGGUCCCUGGAGUUGGUGACGAUUUAUCCCUUGAUGCAAUUUGUUGGAAUCGACAUUGUAAAGACAUUUCCAUUUGAAAUAAAGCCCACGAACCUGGAGUUUCUCAAAUUAGUGGGGGAGAAUUGGUAUAUGUGA
This is a messenger RNA of Acaulospora morrowiae, 567 nucleotides long. The record is from the annotation of a GenBank genome assembly. Lineage: Eukaryota; Fungi; Glomeromycota; Glomeromycetes; Diversisporales; Acaulosporaceae.